CAUCAGUCACAGCUAGUGAGCAAGGCCAAAAACCCUCCACCAUCAUUAUUAACCAGCUGCCAACGGCUGCAGCUACAGUUUCCGUUCUCAGGUAAAAAAUAGGGAGUUUGAACAGCAAUAAAAUAAAGGGCAGAAGAACGGACAUCUUCGUCACAGAGAGGCCAGUAAGAAGAAUCUGCAAUAAAUCAGCACAAAAACAGACAGAGCCAUGGUGGAAUACUACCAGAUAUUGGGAGUCCAAAGAAAUGCAACACAAGACGACAUUAAAAAAGCUUACAGAAAAUUGGCGUUGAAAUGGCAUCCAGAUAAGAACCCAGACAACAAGGAAGAGGCAGAGAGGCGGUUUAAAGAGCUGUCAGAGGCUUAUGAAGUCCUGUCAGAUGAAAACAAAAGGAGUCUUUAUGAUCGAUAUGGAAAAGACGGCCUCUCUGGUAGAGGAAACCACUAUGAUAACUUCAGCCAUGGUGGCGGCUUCACAUUCCGUAACCCAGAGGACGUUUUCAGGGAAUUCUUUGGUGGAAGAGAUCCGUUUGCUGAUUUGUUUGGUGAUGAUCCCUUUGAUGAUUUCUUUGGCGGGCGCGGUCGUCAAAGAGGUGCACACAGGAGCCGGAUGGGCGGUCCACUCUUUGGCUUUGGUGGCUUUCCAGCUUUUGGACCUGGUUUCUCAGGGUUUGAUACAGGUUUUAGCUCCUUUGGUGACAUGGGAGGAGGAGGAGGAGGAGGAGGAUUUACCUCCUUUUCUUCCUCUUCAUUUGGAGGCGGCGGUGGAGGGAUGGGCAACUUCAGAUCUGUGUCAACUUCUACCAAGAUCGUCAAUGGCAGGAAAAUCACCACAAAAAGGAUUGUGGAGAACGGCCAGGAGCGGGUAGAAGUGGUGGAAGAUGGUCAGUUAAAAUCCCUUACAGUUAAUGGUAAGGAGCAGCUCUUAAGGCUGGAUAACAAGUAAAUCUCACCCCCAAAUUUUACCUACAUGCAAUUGUCUCAUCUGGAAGAGAAAAAAAAAGUCUCCUUUCUCUCUCUCUCUCUCUUACUCCUGCAUCUCAUUUCCAAAGAAUUUUCUCGUUAGCUUAGCUGCAAGAGAGAAGAGAGAUGUUUUCAGUAUUUGUAUAUUUGUAUGUAUUCCAUUACUUAGGGGGACCAGCUUGCUGGGAUUGUUAUUUUGUUUUUUUCUUAUUAAUAUUUUCUGAAUUUAUUGAGUUGUACUUUUCUGCCAUAAACACAAAGUUGGCUGUGUGCUGUAUAUUUUAUUCCUUCAGGCAGGGUGUAUAUUGUCUUUGGUGUUGUGGCAGAAAAAAUAAGAUGCUGUAUGUUUAACUUCUGCAUGUCAUUUUUUGCUCCCUUUUUAUUUGACUUGUUUAACAAGUGAAUGAGAAACUUAACCACCUCACAUUAAUGUGUUUAACAUAAACUCCACUUUGCUAACCUGUUGCUGUUGUUCAUGCGAGUGUAAUGAGAUUUGUGUUCAUUAAUAAAUUAAAUAUAACAUACUUUGCUCAUUCUC
Molecule: messenger RNA, 1501 nt
Organism: Cyprinodon tularosa
Lineage: Eukaryota; Metazoa; Chordata; Actinopteri; Cyprinodontiformes; Cyprinodontidae
Gene: dnajb6b
Product: DnaJ heat shock protein family (Hsp40) member B6b
Exons: 8
Coding region: 209-946 (245 amino acids)
Biological process (GO): positive regulation of proteasomal ubiquitin-dependent protein catabolic process; protein refolding
Cellular component (GO): cytosol; endoplasmic reticulum membrane
Molecular function (GO): Hsp70 protein binding; ATPase activator activity
Source: RefSeq, a predicted model, not a curated record